Molecule: messenger RNA, 1854 nt
Organism: Scleropages formosus (Asian bonytongue)
Lineage: Eukaryota; Metazoa; Chordata; Actinopteri; Osteoglossiformes; Osteoglossidae
Gene: pkia
Product: cAMP-dependent protein kinase inhibitor alpha
Exons: 3
Coding region: 314-559 (81 amino acids)
Biological process (GO): negative regulation of protein kinase activity
Molecular function (GO): cAMP-dependent protein kinase inhibitor activity
Source: RefSeq, a predicted model, not a curated record
GGCAGCAGUCUGUAACUUGAAAAUGAAAGGGCCUCUACCUGGCUUUGCACAGUGGUGUACCAAGAGUGGACUGAUCUCCAUAACACCCGAUGAGUAGAGGGGGUGUGCGUGUGCGUGUGCGUGUGCGCGCUCUGACGUCCUGCCUGGCCUUUAGAAAAAAGCGUCAUUCGAACAGGAGUUGUCCGUUCCUGCAGAAGUAACGGGGCUUGUUCUAGGAAGCUACUUGGUCGUCUGAAGAGCAAAUUAAACCGCAAGAUGCACGGUCUGUCUUCUCGCUGAUGCGGAUGCACUGCUAUGUUGAAACGUCUCAGCGAUGACUGAUGUGGAAUCGACGUAUGAAGACUUCAUCGCUUCAGGCAGGAGCGGGAGACGCAACGCGCUGCAUGACAUCCGAAGCAGCCCGGACGAACUGGACCCGGGCGACGUGUCUCAGGCGCUCUCUGAGCUCAAAAUCAAUCGAGAAGGAGAAGAUGCCGACGUGGAGAAAAGUAAAGACUCGGGCGCCGACUCACCCCCUACAUCCGAGGAGGGCAAAGAGGCGGUUAACAGGCAGACCUGAACAGCGGCGGUGGUGCCAGAUGCUGGUUGCUGCUCCCUCUGCUAGAAACCGAGCAGGAUCCAGCUUCUUCCCUAGAAGGCGGGACGGAACAUCAACCGGCGGAAUGGGCUGCUCGGAAGACAGGGAGGUCUGCUUUCCCUGGUGUAGGAAGAAAGGCCAGGGUUCAAACGCACAGGACGCCGCGGCCCUCCCGCAUGGGCGUGUCGGCAUCUUUAACAACGGAUGAUGAGGGCCGCCGCUGGUCUCGCGGGCGGCGGCGCCGCAGCAGCGGAGUUACACACCAUCUCAGUAGCUGAUGUAGGGAACAUCAACACAGACAGAGGUUCAACCCCAGUCGUUCCUUUUGACCUGCGGGUUACCAGGGGCUUGGUAUAUCAUGGGGUGCUGCUGGGAAUGGAGGUCUUUCAGUGUUCUUUUGCGUGGGGGGUGGGGUGGGGUGGGCUGGGGUGGGGUCCUUCAGGGACUGUGCUUUUAGCCAAUUGGGUUUCCGUCCGUGCGCUCAAAUCUUCCUCGCGCUGCCCUUUCUGCCGAGACUCUGAGGAGCGGCGCCGUGACGACGCGUUACCGUUUGCAGAGGCCGUACGGAUCGACUUCCGGCGGUCCGAAGUGCCGCGUUGCUGCGCGCUCGGAUGGCCUCGUAACAAAGCUACGUCAAAGAGAAAGUGCUUCACGCUGAUGUCUGUUACUUUUACGUACUGUCUUGUUCUAGAAACUGCCACUGUUUUACACUGUUCCGCCUUUUUGUAUCAGGGAUAGAAACCCAUCGUUUUGUAACUGUGUGUGUGUGUGUGUGUGUGUGUGUGUAGUAACUUUUGGCCCACCUUUGUUACGACUGCACUUUACUUGACCUCAGUCUCUAUUUAUGCUGCAUCUAAUAAUUAAAAGAAAAUAACAAUAGUCUUACAAAUGAAGUCUCUUACUGUCCAUGGCCUCUACUUGAGAUUUCCUCAUCGAACACGGGAAUUGCAACACGCAUCGCAUCCAUCCCUCAUGUUAAUUUCCUAAACUGCGGAAAGACGUACGUCGCAUUUUUGAGCUGACCCGGAACCUGUGCGCAGCUCGCAAGAUGCAUUAUGAUGCACUUUUCUUAAAUCCUUACAUCCUUAAGACUAUGCAUGUCGCUUUCAUUAUGAAUACAAGAACUAAUGAGCACAGAAAUUCAUGAACAUCUUAUUGUUUGCCAUUAUUAUGCAAUACUUUUGUUUCGCGAGGAGUGAUAAUUUUGCAUUUGAAGUUCCCCGUAUUCAGUGAUUAACAUGGAAAGUGUUAUUUCUCUUUCAUAUUGGUUUACUUUU